Molecule: messenger RNA, 1360 nt
Organism: Python bivittatus (Burmese python)
Lineage: Eukaryota; Metazoa; Chordata; Lepidosauria; Squamata; Pythonidae
Product: claudin-6
Cellular component (GO): membrane; bicellular tight junction
Molecular function (GO): structural molecule activity
Source: RefSeq, a predicted model, not a curated record
AGAGGGGUAUAUAGCCGGCCCCAUAUGGAAAGGUGCGUGCAUUUAUCCCGCCCAGCGUCCUAUCCGGCUGUGGAAGCGAAUUUGAGAGUUUAUGUCCAACUGAACAGGACUGCCUACACUGAACCAUGGUCUCGGCUGCUUUUCAAAUCAUGGGCAUGGCCCUCUCUGUAGUGGGCUGGAUUGGGGCCAUCAUCACGUGUGCCCUGCCUAUGUGGAAGGUCACGGCUUUCAUCGGUACUAACAUUGUGACAGCUCAGAUCACCUGGGAGGGGCUGUGGAUGAGCUGCGUCGUGCAGAGCACCGGCCAGAUGCAAUGCAAGGUCUAUGACUCCAUGCUGGCUCUGCCUCAGGAUAUGCAAACCGCCCGGGCUCUCAUGGUCAUCUCCGUGCUUCUGGCCCUCUUCGCCCUGAUGGUUGGCAUUGUGGGCGCCAAAUGCACCAACUGCGUGGAGGAGGAAGACGUCAAGGCACGGAUCAUCAUUGUCUCCGGGGCCAUCUUUGUGGUAGCGGGAGUCCUUUGCCUCAUCCCCGUCUGCUGGUCAGCCAAUACUAUAAUCCGGGAGUUCUACAGCCCCCUAGUUGUGGAGGCUCAGAAGAGAGAGCUGGGCUCCUCCCUCUACCUUGGCUGGGCAGCUGCGGCUUUGAUGAUCCUCGGAGGAGCGCUGCUCUGCUGCAGUUGCCCCAAGAAAGAGAGCAACAACUACAGCGCUCGAUACACGGCUGCUGUCUCUCAGCCCCGCAGUGAUUAUCCCAGCAAGAACUAUGUGUAAGAGCGUCACGUCGAGAUGAAGCUGUUGCCAUCCUGAAAGCUUGUUGCUGGUGGAUUCCCUGGGAGCAGUAGAACUGCAUAAUGGAUGUCCCUAUGGAGAACAGACCAUCCUGCUCCGCGACUUCCCAACAUUUCUGGCCCAUCAGUAUUUCCCCCCUGCCCCACUGUUACCACUAGAUAGAUUUACUCCCACAUGUCUCAGCUCUUGUUUUGAAGAGAAUCCUUGAUUCGUGAUAGAAGAAUUCAGUAUAGGUAGAUAGGUAUUGAAUCAAACUCCUAUUUUCAAGUAGUUUGUGAUAAAAGCAUUUGUGUGUGCUUGCCCCCACCCCUCCAUUACACAACCUGAAACAGCCUGUGAUGGCUCAGAGACCAAAUCCUGUUCCAUAGGAUCAUGGGGGGAGGGGUGGAAAUGGGUUACUCUAAGCCUAUGUUUUUGAAGCUGUGAUAAUGUUGUACAGUAUUUUGUGAAGAAAAGGGAUGUGGCCUUUUAGCCCUCUUACUGUUUUUAACUUUUUGCAAUUGCUCUUGCAUGCAUUUCAUACUGGAAGCCAGUUUUUCCUCUUUUUUUUUUUUUUUUUAAUAUAACCGGAA